Molecule: messenger RNA, 1261 nt
Organism: Vigna radiata var. radiata (mung bean)
Lineage: Eukaryota; Viridiplantae; Streptophyta; Magnoliopsida; Fabales; Fabaceae
Product: N-acylphosphatidylethanolamine synthase
Exons: 5
Coding region: 110-955 (281 amino acids)
Biological process (GO): phospholipid metabolic process
Source: RefSeq, a predicted model, not a curated record
AGUAAAGUACAUUAACACUUGAGCUAUUACAAGUUAUGUCUCAUCGAGAAAACAAGAAAUUAGCCAAGAGACAUUUUGCCAUAACAAUUCCAAUUCUUGGUAACGUAAAAUGUCACGCACCAUGGAGUGGGCGGCGAGGCCGGAGCACUUGGGAGGCAUUCCCAGAAAACUUCUGAUUGCGAUUGUGGGCACCUUUGCCAAAACGGUGUCGUCUUUUCUCAACACCACCUCCGUUCACAACGCCGACACCCUCCUCCACCUCGUCCGCUCCAGACCCCGCCGUGUCCCACUCAUUACCGUGAGCAAUCACAUGUCCACUGUGGAUGAUCCGGCUAUGUGGGGUUUUAAGGGUUUUCCCAUCUUUGAUACACAGUCGGCUCGAUGGGUUCUCGCUGCGGAAGAUAUAUGCUUCAGGAAUGCCCUCUAUUCCUAUAUUUUUCGGGUUGGGAAAUGCAUACCUAUUACAAGAGGUGGUGGAAUUUAUCAAGAGCACAUGAAUGAAGCUCUUGAGCGUUUAAAUGAUGGAGAAUGGCUGCAUACUUUUCCAGAAGGAAAGGUGAAUCAAGAAGAGGCACCUAUAAGGCGGUUGAAAUGGGGAACUGCUAGUCUAAUUGCUCGAGCACAUAUAACUCCAAUCGUAUUGCCAAUUAUCCAUCAUGGUUUUCAUGAGGUGAUGCCAGAGAAAUAUAUGUUUGGUAGACGACCUCCUUUACCAUUAUGGAAUAAGAAAAUUGACAUUAUUAUUGGCGAUCCAAUUGAACUUGACCUUCCAGCAAUGAGGCAAAAGGCUAUUUCCCAAUCUCGCAGUGAGUCAUUCCCAAUUGUUGGAUGGCCCAGCACUUGUGAUGGUUUGGAUGAAGCAGCACAAAGAUGUUUCUACUCCACAAUUUCAGAGCAAAUCCACGCUGCAAUGGAGAGAUUAAGGUGUUUUGGUAAAAAACUUGUGAAGUCAUAGGUAGGUUUGAGUCAGAGAUUAAGGUGUUUUAGAUAUUGAAUCAUUCUUUGUUGUUGUAAUUUGUGGUUGAGCGAGAACUAUUCGGCUUCUUAAAAUUAAGUUUCAUUCAUUCAAUACAAGUUUUGUAGGUAGAGAUGUACAGCCAAAAAUUAGAUGGGCUUGUAUUUCAAAAUUCAUAGUAAGUUUUGGUUCCGUAUAAUAACAUGCAUGGACUGUGAUCCUUGGCAUUUUAGUAGUGUCAUUAUCACCUAGGACAUUUGGUUGUGUAAUGCACUAUAUCCUAAUCCAUGGUUUCAUUUCAUAUGA